GCGCAGCCAGCGGAGGGGAAGUGGCUCCAAGUCCAGACCUGGGAGCCGAGCCUCUGCUCUGCGCUGCGAGAGGCGCGGAGCGCAGGCUGUCCGGAGCGCCGGUUCAGUGGGACCAGUGAUCCCACCCCGGGACUCUCUCGUGGAGCCGAGCCCGGCCAAUGGGCGCAUGAGGUAGAAGAGCAGGGAAAUGGACUGCUAUUUACGCCGCCUGAAACAGGAGCUGCCACCCAGCACUGCUCUCUCCUGUUGCUCUUCAGCAAGAGACACCCUGGGAUCUGAUCACGUCCCACGCUCUGGGGAAGACAGCAGCCUGCCCUCUGGCCCUUUCUCCUUGGGUGACAUCACUCCCCUGGGGCUGCUGGGAGCGGCAGCUCGCCUCACAGUCAGGCCCCAGCGGAUGCUCUGACCUCCCCGACGCCCCCUGGCCUCCCUGUUUCCCAGCCUCGGCCUUCCUUCUUCCAUUCUCAGCCCCCUCACAGCUGCCUCUUGCUCUGCAGUGUCAGGGCUCCAUGGCCAGCUGACUGAAUCCGGCUGGACAGUGGGCAGGGGGGUGCUGAGGCUUCCCUUUCCUUCCCCUCUCCUUCCUCUGCGUGGGGCCACAGUGGGAGAAGGGACCGGACGAGACGUUUCUCCUUGAUCGGGCCAGUUAGAUGAACAGAAUUCUGUCACUACUUUGUGUUAAGGUUCACUGAGGAAGAAAUGUGCGGAAGUUCUUAGGAAGUCCUAAACUAAGAAAACAGCCACACAUAAACACACAUUACAUCAUGUCAUCUGUUCAAAGCUGGACCAGGAAGGAGCUCUUAUUCCUAUUUUAAAGAAUGCAGAAAUUAAAAGACACACUUUAAAUAGCCUGCCCAGAUUACACGGCAGAGCUGGGAUUUGAACCCUGUUCCAUCUGUCUCCAGUACCCAAGAUCUUAACCAGAACACCAUCAUUUUCCAUAGGGCUGUAACUUCAGCUCUUUUUAAUGGGCAGCCCUGAGUUCGUACAUUACCCACACAUUCAUUCUCACUGGAAAAAAAGGUACAAAAUAUCAGAGUUAUUUCUUAAGGAUUUUUCCAUACUGGAAGAAAUUGAAUGGGGUCAUUUCAUUCCUCCCACCGCCUCUGAUCUGGACUGUGUUCAGCCUUCUGGAAGGAAGCCUGUGAGCUCCAACUCCCUGCCUCUUGGUGAAAUGAAACCUUGAGAAGCGUCCCUGACUCUUUCUCCCUGGGUAGCGACUGAUCGUCUGAGGGCAGCAAGCAGUCUAGGAGGGGUGACUCGGGGUACUCCGCAUCCAUUUUAUGGAUAUGUAGCAAGUGCAGAGGUGCUGGCUGGGUUCUGGGGUAACACACUGAUGUGCAGACCUCAGUCUCUGCCCCCAAGAAGUAGAUGCUCAAUGAAUGUUUCAUGAAAGACGCAGCACUUAUACGCACAGAAGAGCUGGGGCAGUUCUGAGAGGGAUGUCCAUGAAGGAAGUGGGUGAUGGCUUGCAGGAUCAGAUGAACUGUAUGAUGGGGGCGCUGCAAGAACUGAAGCUCCUGCAGGUGCAGACGGCCCUGGAGCAGCUGGAGAUCUCUGGAGGGGGUCCUGCCCCGGGUUCUCCCGAAAGCCCCCGGACACAGCUCGAGCCCCCUCAGUGGGAGGGGUCUUGCUCCCCCUCCAACCAAGCUUCUCUUGGCAGCACCAGCAGCGCCAAGUUUCCGUCGCCUAGGAGUGUGUGUGGGAGGGAGCUGGCCACCCCGCCCAGGACACCGCUGCCAGAGCCCCAGACCUGUACCCAGCAGGGGCCAGAGCUGGCGGAACCCGAUGACUGGACCUCCACGUUGAUGUCCCGGGGCCGGAACCGACAGCCUCUGGUGUUAGGCGACAACGUUUUUGCGGACCUGGUGGGCAACUGGCUGGACUUGCCAGAACUGGAGAAGGGUGGCGAGAAGGGUGAGACAGGGGAGGCGGGAGAGCCCAGAGGAGGGAGGGGCCAGCCUCGGGAGCUGGGCCGCAGGUUCGCCCUGACAGCAAACAUCUUCAGGAAGUUCUUACGUAGCGUGAGGCCUGACCGCGACCGGCUGCUGAAGGAGAAGCCAGGCUGGGUGACACCCACGGCCUCUGAGCCCCGAGCUGGACGCUCCCAGAAGGUCAAGAAGCGGAACCAUUCCAAGGGGUCUGGACAUUGCCCCUUCCCAGCUGCCUCAGAGCCCAGAAGAGGGGAGAACACUUCCACCAGCUGCCCCAAGGCCCUGGAAUCCUCACCCUCGGGCUUUGAUAUUAACACAGCUGUUUGGGUCUGAAUCCCAGAGACAAAAAUGUGACUGAACCCAAAAGGGCCAGGCCCCAGUGCUGGGCCCCUGGGAAAGAGGCCAGGCGGGGUCCCUUCCCCCAAGAAAGGACGAUGAAGAAGCAAGAGGGCCUGGAGCACGGUUGACAGGCCUGUGGUUGGGAGAGGCUGUGGUAGGCCCUGGCUGGUGGGGGAGGGGAGAGUUCCUGGACAGAGAGAGAGUGUGUGUUGCUACCCGGCUGGAGGUAACAGCAGGGUGGGGCCUGAGGGAGGAGACCAGGAUAUCCAUCUGACAUUCCUUCACUGCCCCCAAAGACCUCAGUUGAACAUUCUGCAUGGAUCUGGCUGGCACUGGGGCCUCAGGAUCCCCAGAGAUGCCGCCAAUAAAGCCCUUGUUUCUCGUG
Messenger RNA from Cervus elaphus (red deer), 2658 nucleotides. It is a transcript of the gene INKA2, whose product is annotated as inka box actin regulator 2. Gene Ontology annotation, molecular function: protein serine/threonine kinase inhibitor activity; protein kinase binding. Lineage: Eukaryota; Metazoa; Chordata; Mammalia; Artiodactyla; Cervidae. The transcript has 3 exons. Gene Ontology annotation, cellular component: nucleus. The record is from RefSeq and is a predicted model, not a curated record. The coding region runs from base 1383 to 2267 and encodes 294 amino acids.